GAGCACUUCUGAGAAGCGUGUCGGUUCGCCAGUUUUGUCCUCUCACGUGAUGUCCAGGCAUGAGUCCACGGAUCACGGAGGAGACGACGAGCUCGUCCGCCCUUCACCUUCCAAGAAGGAAGGCGGCCGGAGCUUCAGCUCCUCGAGUUUGGGCUUCCUGAACCACUGCCCAGCCAACGUGGGCUGCGCCCUGCAGGCGACUGCCAGGCUGCUACUGCCCAAGUUGUCCACAGAUGAGCCUAAGCUGAAGGCGCUAUGUAGACAAAGUGGUUUGUUACCCUCUCGCCGCCGCGAGUUAAGCGAAGAGGGUGAACGGAUGCCUGUUUGGGAGGUUGCUGUUGCUCGAACAGCGAAUGCAUCCGCAGAGACGAUUGCGGGCACACUUGCUGCUGGCUGUCGAAAGCUGGUGGCGGCCGAGAUGGGCGAGGCCGACCCAGAAGUGUCGACAAGCGCCGUCGCUGCCAGUCCUGCAGAGUUUCCGAGGGAAGUGUGUCCCGCAGAGAUGCCGGACAUCAGCGACAGGCACAGCCUCGCUGCUGAAAUCCUUAGACGAGAUCCGUCCAUCUACUACACACUCAAGGACAGAUGUACACCCCUGGGUGUCAACUUUGCGACCUGCAUAAAGACUUGUUUCGACAACAUUGGUCACCGAAUGAUUAAAACGGUUGGUGCCGUGGCAGGAGAUGAGCACUCAUACGACACAUUCCGUUUGCUCUUUGAAGACAUCAUCAGGAUGCGACAUCCGAACUGGUCGGGCUUCCGGCACAGGACGGACAUGGAUGCGUGGAAGAUUUGGGAUAUGCCUGAAGCAGGUGAUCGAGCAGUUUUUGCUCGAAUCCGGGUGAGCCGAAACUUGCAUGGGUCACGGAUGCUGCCAGCUUGCAGUGUGGAUGAGCGUCGGGCUGUGGAGAGCGUACUUGCCCGCAGUUUGUCCUCUUUGACCGGCACGUUGCAGGGUGAAUAUUUUCCACUGAGUGGAUCACACAGCUACAUGCCCAAGCCUGGUGGAAUGAGCGAGGAAGAGGAGUUGGACUUGCAUGCAGAGGGUUUACUCUUCGAGGAGCCAGACUCCUCUGUGUUGGUCUCUUCCGGAUAUGCCAGAGAUUGGCCUGAUGCUCGUGGAGUUUUUGUUGACGAGCAACGCAGUUUUGCAGCCUUCGUCAACGAGCUGGAUCAUCUCCGGGUCACCGGCACCGACCAGUCGAGCCGACCCAGCUUGAGAGCUGUGUGUGAGCGGGUGUUCUCCGUCCUGGCCGCACUAGAGGCGGAGCUGGAUGCGCAGGGCCUGGCCUUCGCUCGGGACGACCGUCUCGGCUUUCUGGGGCCGGAUCCAUCGCUCUUGGGGACCUGCUUGACUGCCAGUGUCGCUAUUCGCAUUCCACUUCUUAGCAAACAGCCAGAGUUCCGCAAUCUCUGCCAGCAGUUGAAGCUGCAAGCCAGUCUCUGUGCCAACACAGAGAUGGGGUUGCACCAGGGGGUCUGGGAGGUCCAAAACUCAUUGCGACUGGGAUGUUCGGAAGUGGAGCAGGUCAAUGCUGUGAUCGAGGCCUGCCGCGCGCUUCUGGAGCUUGAGGCCAGGCUCGAACGUGGUGAACAGCUCCACCUGGCGGAUGACGCAGAGGAGGAGGUCGAUUUAGGUGCCGUUCCGACGAGUCCUGGUGAGGGCAAGGUGCCAGGCACCGGCGACAUCGAAUUUCCGGGAUUUCCAGUCGAUGCAUGCCCAAGCGAUCUUCCCGAUCUCUCGAGGCAUCACUCUUUGAUGGCGGAAGUUCUGCAAGCAGACUCGGCCAUCUACGCCCGGCUCAAGGACCUCCGGACACCUUUGGGAGUUUCCCUAGCGAGAUGUAUCAAGCCUGGGAUGGACAACCCCGGGCACAGCUUCUUCCGUGUAAUCGGAGCUACAGCCGGCGAUGCACAUUUCCCUUCCCUUCCCCGCAACGUAUCCCGCUUCUCGCUCAGCCUUUUCACAGCAUAG
Messenger RNA from Symbiodinium necroappetens, 1975 nucleotides. Lineage: Eukaryota; Dinophyceae; Suessiales; Symbiodiniaceae. The record is from the annotation of a GenBank genome assembly.